This is a messenger RNA of Phalacrocorax carbo (great cormorant), 5050 nucleotides long. Lineage: Eukaryota; Metazoa; Chordata; Aves; Suliformes; Phalacrocoracidae. The record is from RefSeq and is a predicted model, not a curated record.
UUGCUACCAUUAAAAUCAGACCCUUUUUUGUCUCUCGAUUGCUGUCUCCCGACCAAACUCCGAUGUGUUCCGUUAUCAGCGACCUAAAGCCUGCCAUUCCAGCACCUGUCUUGCUAGGGAUCGGUGGAUAGUAUACGAUUCAGAAAGCAGACAAGGACAUAGGAGGAGAGAGAGCUCUAGAGAGACAGCCAGGGAUAGGCACAGAGAGCUUUGAAGUAAUUGGAUUCAAUGGACGAAAUGCUGCUGUUGACAAGAAUUCUCUUGGUGGGCUUCAUCUGCGCUCUUUUAGUCUCCUCUGGGCUGACUUGUGGACCAGGCAGGGGCAUUGGAAAAAGGAGACACCCCAAAAAGCUGACCCCUUUAGCCUAUAAGCAGUUUAUUCCCAAUGUGGCAGAGAAGACCCUAGGGGCCAGUGGAAGAUAUGAAGGGAAGAUCACAAGAAACUCCGAGAGAUUUAAAGAACUAACCCCAAAUUACAACCCUGACAUUAUUUUUAAGGAUGAAGAGAACACGGGAGCUGACAGACUGAUGACUCAGCGCUGCAAGGACAAGCUGAACGCCCUGGCGAUCUCCGUGAUGAACCAGUGGCCCGGGGUGAAGCUGCGGGUGACCGAGGGCUGGGACGAGGACGGCCACCACUCCGAGGAGUCCCUGCACUACGAGGGCCGCGCCGUGGACAUCACCACCUCGGACCGGGACCGCAGCAAGUACGGCAUGCUGGCCCGCCUGGCCGUCGAGGCCGGCUUCGACUGGGUCUACUACGAGUCCAAGGCGCACAUCCACUGCUCCGUCAAAGCAGAAAACUCGGUGGCAGCCAAAUCGGGGGGCUGCUUCCCUGGCUCGGCCACGGUGCACCUGGAGCAAGGCGGCACCAAGCUGGUGAAGGACCUGAGCCCUGGGGACCGGGUGCUGGCGGCCGAUGCAGAAGGCCGGCUGCUGUACAGCGACUUCCUCGCCUUCCUCGACCGGGAGGAUGGCUCCCACAAGCUCUUCUAUGUCAUCGAGACGCGGCAGCCCCGGGCCCGGCUGUUGCUGACAGCCGCCCAUCUCCUCUUCGUGGCCCCCCAGCACAACCAGUCGCAGGAGGGGACCCCCAGCAGCCGGGCGCUCUUCGCCAGCCGCGUACGGCCAGGCCAGCGGGUUUACGUGCUGGGCGAGGGCGGGCGGCAGCUCCUGCCAGCGGCCGUGCACAGCGUCUCACUGCGGGAGGAAGCUUCGGGGGCGUACGCCCCGCUCACCGCCCAGGGCACCAUCCUCAUCAACCGGGUGCUGGCCUCCUGCUACGCCGUCAUCGAGGAGCACAGUUGGGCGCACUGGGCGUUCGCUCCCUUCCGCCUGCUCCAGGGGAUGCUGGCUGCCCUCUGCCCCUCCGGCGGGGGGGCACCGGUGGGUGCCCCUGCUGCCCCCGGCAUCCACUGGUACUCUCGCCUCCUCUACCGCAUCGGCAGCUGGGUGCUGGAUAGUGACUCUCUGCACCCGCUGGGCAUGGUGGUGCCGUCCAGCUGAGAGCAUCCCGCACCGGCACCCGCCAGCCUCCGACGGAGAGACAGAGACACAGAGGGAGAGAGAGAGAAAGGAGAAAAAAAGGAAAAAAAAAAAAAGAAAACCCAAAAGAAAAAAAAAGGAAAAAAAUUUACAUAUUUUUAAAAGAGAGCACGGAUUAAGACUUAAAAAUAAUAAUAAUAAAAUAAUAAUAAUUAAGUAGGACAGUCCAAAGUAGACUUUAAGGGAAACAAAGACCCCGGGAAGUUCUGUUCUGUUUAGUUUAUAAAUAUAUAUAUAUAUUUUUAUUUGUUCUUUUGUUUUGUUGUUUUGUUUGUUGUUGUUGUUGGUUGUUUUUUUUUUUCCUCCUCUCCUGGAUAUUUAUUUCUUUGGUAUUUUGAAUAGAUGUUUUAAAUGAUAUGAACCGGACCUUCAAGAGCCUUAAAUAGUUUCUUUGAUAAUUUAUUAUCAUGUGAACUGUACUCACAGGAGAAAAAAUUAUUUUGUGAGGCCAAGCAAAACUGCGCAGAGUCUAUUUUUCUACAUGUCACGUGUGUCCUGACUUUCAGAAAGCAAAAUUCUGUACUUUCCCAUCUCUCCAUUGCAUUGCUCCUUCAUUUCAGCAAGUCUAAAAAACAAGCAAACAAACAAACAAACACAAAAAAAAAAGACAAACUUCAUGGGGGUCCGUAAAUUAUAUUUUUAUACACAGAAUUGUAAAUUAGAUUUUUUUGAGAGAUCAAUACUUAACUGAAUCACAUUUCGUUUUUUGAAAUAGUGUAAAAUAUGAGAAUAUAUUAUUUUAAUUUAAAUAGUUUCAAAUGUAACGUCAUUUCCUGUAUUGUUUUCCAUGUUUUGCUUUGUAAAAACACCAUUUGGCCACGUUCAUGGAAGUCAAGACUGUUACACAAACUUUUUAUUUGCAAAAACCGUAAGAAACUUUGUUAUUUUUAACUUCAAAAAAAAUUUAUUAGAAAAUAAUAUUUUUUAAGAAGCGCACAUGGCGGCAAUUCUGUGAUGAUGGAGACAGUAGUUUGUACAGAGGGGAGAAAAGGAUGUUUUGCAUUAAUAAAUUGAGAAAUAACUGCUGUAAAUUUACUAAAAUGUAUUUUUGAAUAUUUUGUAAUAGUUUUAAUAGUUUUAUAGAAAUAAAAUGUGCCAUGCACAGUCUGGUUAGUAUAUAAUAACUAAGAGUUCUUGGUGCAUCCCAUUUUUUUUUUCCUUUUUGCUUAUUGGUUUAGGAAACACGAUGCCUAAAGGAGUGCCCGUUAUUUUCUUUAGAUGUGUUUCUUAUAACUUUUAAUUUUGGUACUUUAAUUAAGGAAAUGAAUCCAUCACAUCCGCGCGUGACCUGGAAUCUCUUGUACUACCAGUUGAACCUCACUUAUUCGCACGAGCGACCGGGAGAUGCGGUUUCCCUUCGCCAGAGGCCCAGCUCCCAGUCCGCGCUCAGGCGAUGCUCCCCUCUUCCAGCUCCAGCCCCGGCUCCGUGCCCACCUCCCGGUCUCGUCUGGAGGCUGCAGACGGCUCCUAAAACUGAUUUCUGAGGGCGUUAAAUCAAGUUUGCCCUUUGAAGCAUGUUAAUCUGAAGGCAGGCGGCUGCCUUCACCUUGUGGCGGCACCAGGAUUUUAAUCGGCUUUAAUCUGGGUGCCCAGAAGAUGAAAAUCUGGGGGAGAGACACUGACUUUGGUCAUAUUAACUGGGAUUUCUGUGGCUGAUGCUGGAAGAAGGAGACGGCCACCAGAUUUCACUGGCCACCUUGCCUGAGUAACAAUGCGGUGCUUGGGGUCUCCAAGAAAAGAACAAAACACCCUUUGCGAACCAAAAAAAAAGGAUAAAAAUUUGUUAAUUUAUUCUGAGAGACUUUCCUUAGCUGUAACACAUCAGAGUCUAUCCCGAGCCAUCGAUAGGUGAACAUAUUGGAGAUGUGUUUUAGGAGCCAAGUGGUGGGGUAAGCGCCGCAUCCCCUGCCUGGUCCCAGCCCCAAGCCCCGCCAAGGGGCUCAUCCUCGAUGGGUGCCAAUGAGUGAGGUUCUGCUGCACCACGUGCUCCUCCCCUGAGGGAUUCCAGGAUCCCUUUGAAAAUUUUGCAAAACAUUGUGUGUGCGUGUGUGUGCGCGUCUGCGACAGGACCGCGCUGGAAGGGAGCUUUCCUUGAAUGUCUUCUCACCUUUUCUUCGGUUUCCAUUACUUGCUGGUCUAGGAUGUUCAUCCAUCAGGCAGCCUUUUGCUCCAGAGAUGCAGCCACAUCUUCUGCCGGGACGGACGGCAGCUCCAGGUGGCCUCCCGGGAUGUCCCUGCCUAGGGCCACCUCCAGAGAGUGUAGAUGAUGCUCUUCUACACUGAAAGCUUGGGAGCUUCUGGAGCAGUGCCAGGAGCUGGUGGACGAGGCCCGGGCAUGAGCACCCCCAUGCCAAGCCCUAACAGAUGGAUGUGAUCUCUCCUCCCCAUCAGCUUCUAGUCCAGGGCCACUUCCACCCUCUGAAGCUUGGACAUGGCUGGGGUGAGACUUCAGUGCAACUGCUGCUGUGCUGCAGCACCCGUGCGGACUGCCGGGAUAGAAACAAAGCCACCCUAAUGCCCACGUGGUGUGGAGCAUCGUGGGGGACUGUGGACAUCCCGGUGGGUGCCAGGUACCUGCUCCAGCAGGUCCUGCUGCUCUGGCUCGGACUCUGCCACCUCCGUGUCUUUGGGGUCUCUGGUGUGUUAGGGGCUGCAAACGUGGCUGGUUUGGGGCAUAUAAAAAUGUGACCGUGGAACAAACAAGUCUCUGCUGUAAGAGUGUGGCGUUCAUAUGGUGGUGUCUGGGCAUCUGAGCUCUCUUACACCUGUCUCUGAACAGCGGCUUGCAUUUUGUAAAGCCUUUACACUCAAAAAAUGACUGUGUUGGGGCCUAUCUUCUCCAGAGGUCAGGUGGUGGAGGUGUUUAGGGAUGUCAAUGAUCAAACUUAAAGCUGUUGGCUUUGGGGGCUUUGGUCUAAAUUGUAACUGAGAUUAAAAAGACCUAUUAGACCAAAGCCUAUGCUUGUGUCAGGGUAGGGUAUGUGCCCUGGUAGGGACUAUAUCAAACAUUGCCGAUUUAAUCUUCACUGAAAGGCCGAGGUGAGCUCAGAGCUUUGUGGUGUGAGAGAAGCUAAGAUGCUGUCUUAUACUAGGCUCAACCAGUUUCGCCAAGCAAAGAAAUGCCGUGCCAUGUUCUCCAUCACAUGUAUUUUGAGUGACUGUAUGCCUCCCUCUCACCGUAUAUUUAUUGCAACUCUUCCUUGGGUGCCUCACAUCCAGAUCACCCCUCCAUGGUAUGCAUUAGAAGUGCUUUGUUAGACGGACCGCUCCAACCUAUAGCUACAGCUCUCUAUGAAGGAUGUACUGUCAUAACAUUGUGCAAAACGUCUAGGAGAUGUCACCGUCCAUUUUCAGGGUCUGAGUAUGGCAAUAGUUUGUAUAAAAUGUACACAUAGUGGUGGCUACAGAAUAGUUUAUGACUAAAUACAUAUCUAUUAUUGUUAAAAUGAUGUAUAAGAAUGUACUUGAAGCUAUUAUCCUUGUGCUCUAUUGUCUGAAUAAUUAA